UCUAACCCACCUCCUUCCGUCGGAGGCAGCCGUCGUGCGCGAGCGAGCGACGACGUCAGCCAGAGCGAGGGAGCCCGCGGCGCCGUGACUGGCCACCGACGGAGCCCAUCGAACUGAACCUCCCCGUGGCCCACCACUUCUUCCACCUUCCUUCUUCCGCAACGAGCGGAUCGGCCGCACCGACCACUGGCCUCACCACCGCGCCGCCGCCUCCCUCCUCGCGCGCCGCCGCCUUCCUCCCCGCGCGCAGCACCGCCCGACCUCAUCCUCCCUGCCCCCGCCUCCUCCCCUUCGCCAGUGCGCCUCCACCUCCCGGCCGCCGGCGCGGCUCCACCUCCUCGUCCCGACCGGCCAGGUGAUGCGCGCGCAUCAGUUCGCGUGAGGCCCGGCCGCCAGGCACCCUUUCGCCAUCUGGCGCGACGCCAUGGGUAAAGCCAGAGAUGGAGCUAUUCCAGCAACGGCACCUGCGACGUCAGUCCACCGACGUGCUUGGCACCGUCCACAACUCCAUCGCGCUCGAGCUUAUGCUCUAGAUCAUCUUCUUCAAUGCUCCGGCCACGGUUCCCCACUGCCAACACGAGAUCCCAACCACUUCUUUUGUAAAAACUAAAGUUAUCUGUCGGAUUAGCUCCUUCAUCGGUUUCUGAAGAUGGGAAGUUCAGAGUUUGAGCAAGCGAAGGCACACUUGCACGUCGACUGUGCUCAGCCACCAGCAAUAACUUGGCAGAGGAAAUUCGAUGAUGAAGGCAAGAAGGUUGCUAUGCUUAGCAUGACCACUGAUAUCUUCACAAUUAUACCAUUGAUUUUUAAAAUGCUUCGAUUACACGUCGAAGGAAUCGCGAAAAACCAAGUCGUCGUAUAUGAUCCGCUCAGGAAAUGGAUGGACAACUGCUACCGCGGGGUACCCCUUGGCGGACUAGGUUCAGGAAGCAUAGGGAGAAGCUACCGAGGGUACUUUCAGCAGUUUCAAAUAUUCCCCAGGAUCUAUGAAGAGAAGCCUGUCCUUGCCAACCAGUUCUCAGCAUUCGUCUCGCAUCCUGGCGGGAAGAGCUACUCGACGGUGUUGAAACUGGCAUGCUGCUAUUUUUGUCAGGCUCGCCUUUUCGAUGCGCAAAAUGAUGAGGGAUAAAGCUCUGGUCAGGAGACUUUCUGCAUGCGAGACAAUGGGUUCUGCAACAACAAGUUUUGGUUAUAUUGAUACCUAAUAAUAGCAUGUGCUCAUUUUUGAAUUGAAACAAAAAGAGUCUCUCUAAUAAUAAAUGGGCUGUCUAAUAAUAAGUUCUAAGGAAAUAAAUAUAGAAGUUCAUAUUUCAAAACAAAUGAAGUAUUUUGGAAGUAGAAUAAACUAUUUCAAAGUACACAAAUUAUAUUUAGGUAUCUUUGUGUACUUCAACUUACUGUACAUGAACUUGUUCUUUUUACGUGAACUUGUACAUUUGCCCAUCCGUCAAACAGUUUGAGUUGCACUUUUUUUUGCCAUAUUUGAUCUAUCAUAUUUCUCUAGUUCCAUCUCGUUCGUGAGUUCUUUUGACCGAGAGCUAGUAAGAUCAAACAUGAAUUUACAUCAGUUCAAAAAACAGAUUGUUGGGAAAUAAGAUUAAGAC
Molecule: messenger RNA, 1604 nt
Organism: Triticum dicoccoides
Lineage: Eukaryota; Viridiplantae; Streptophyta; Magnoliopsida; Poales; Poaceae
Exons: 8
Coding region: 650-1129 (159 amino acids)
Molecular function (GO): beta-glucosidase activity
Source: RefSeq, a predicted model, not a curated record